AUGGAGGUCCUCGGACUGUAUGGGAGACGCCUCCAAUCAUCCAGUGUGGCGCCAGCAACUCUGCAGACUGGUGGUCAGACUGAGAAUGCAGACAAACAAUCAGUUCAAUUACUGAAUCACUCAGUCACUCAGUCGCUCAGUGAGUCUACCUCGGCACCAACUGACAUCAGCGACAGCUCUUGUGCUACUCUGUACCAUGGGCGCACCGCUAAUCCACGCGACUCGAGGUCCCUCGAGUCGGCUUGUUGGUUGAUCGGUGGUGGAGGGACCAGGAAAGGGCGACUGCAUCUAUCGCAUCCGGCUUGGGUUCCGCAAGGUCUAUCGGUACCUGACGACCCUGCGAAGGCUCAUUCAGCCCACGAAGGUCUAGCAUGGCAUCUGCUAGUGGAGAAUCAGGAUGAGGGCGAGCUAGAAGACGGGAGAAGGAAAAGGAGAAUGAUGUGAAUCCCACGCUAGAACUCUCGAGCUUCCUUGGUUGGGUGGGAAUCGAGCUUGUAAGGGCCAAUGAUAUAAGCCUUUUAAGAUGAUAUCGCUUCGCGCGUCUUAGAUAUCUUUUGAUUGCUUGU
Aspergillus nidulans FGSC A4 is the source of this 566-nucleotide messenger RNA. RefSeq lists its product as uncharacterized. The record is from RefSeq and is a predicted model, not a curated record. The transcript has 4 exons. Bases 1 to 444 code for a protein of 147 amino acids. NCBI's taxonomy places the organism in Eukaryota, Fungi, Ascomycota, Eurotiomycetes, Eurotiales, Aspergillaceae.